Mangifera indica (mango) is the source of this 756-nucleotide messenger RNA. Its product is annotated as ethylene-responsive transcription factor ERF020-like. Bases 185 to 673 code for a protein of 162 amino acids. Gene Ontology annotation, biological process: regulation of DNA-templated transcription. NCBI's taxonomy places the organism in Eukaryota, Viridiplantae, Streptophyta, Magnoliopsida, Sapindales, Anacardiaceae. The transcript has a single exon. The record is from RefSeq and is a predicted model, not a curated record. Gene Ontology annotation, molecular function: DNA-binding transcription factor activity; DNA binding.
UUGACUUUCUUCUAAUGCCACUUGCUCCAAUUGGCCUCUGACUUUCUCUCUUAUUCAACCUGUAUAUAUAAUCUCUCGCGGUACUUCUCCCAAUCAUCACUUAAAGCUUAUAUAAUUUCGUCAACUUUAUUCCCACAAAUAGCUUACUUUAAAGCUUUGUAAGCACUUCUAAACGUUAUCAAAUAUGCAAUCAAAUAGCCUAAACAAUAAAGAAGAGAGUGGUCCAAGCAUGGCUGAAAAGAAGUACAAGGGAAUUCGCAGAAGAAAAUGGGGAAAAUGGGUUUCAGAAAUCAGAGUUCCGGGUUCGCAAGAGCGGCUCUGGUUAGGCUCCUACGCUACGCCAGAAGCUGCUGCGGUUGCCCACGACGUUGCUUUCUAUUGUUUACGCAGACCACCGUCUUUGGAUGGGCUUAACUUCCCUCAACUGUUGCCUAGGAGUUGUGUGGAUGCAGAUUUGUCGCCCAAAUCUAUACAGAAAAUUGCUUCGGACGCUGGAUUGGGAAUCGAUGCGCAGAUAAUCACGAGCAAGUCGUCGAAAGAGGUGAUGGAGGUUAAUGAAAGUAGUGGAAUUCAGGGCUUUGGGACACAGUUUUUGGGCAGCGAGAGUAGUGAUUCUGGGACAUGGGAGGAGAAGGAGCUCAGCAUUUCGGUUGAAGAUUAUGAUUAUGAUUAGCGAUACUACUUCCUUUGAUCUCACUUCUUUUUCCUUGUUCGCCAAAGUUUUAGCUUUUAAUAAAAUAACCUACAUUCUCAUCA